GAAAAUUAGAAAACCAAAACUGAAAAUCCAACCCAAAAGCCGAAAAGCCAAAAGCCCAUGGGAAAAGGCACCAUUGAUGGAUUUCAAACCGAGGAAAUAUGUUGUAUAACCUCUUUCUUUAGAAGGGAGGAAAAAGGGAAGAGAGAAACAAGAACCAAUAACAACUCCAUGAUCUCUUCCUCCCUCAAUAUGUUGCUAGAUCUACCCUUUCAAAAGUUUUGAAAAAUCUUCUCUUUUUGGUCAGAGCGUUCCAAAUCUCCCUUGUAGAUGAUAUGUUUAAUCCAUCAGAUAAAUGGGUUCUUUCCAGCUAAGGUUAUAAUCCAGAAACCAUACACAAAGGAGUAGAAUAUUUGUCAGAACAUAGAUUCAAGGCUGGUGAUAUCCGCAAUUUGAUUUUUGUCUCAUUAUCGUAUUGUGCAGCUAUAGAACUUUUGUCAUCUCGAAUACCCGCAUGAUUAAUGGUGUCUGUAUUCAUCAAUGAAUAUUUGAUUUCUGGAGCAUACGACUUACCUUUUGUCCUUGAGGAGAAAUUAGAGCAGAAACUAGGGUUCUAUCUUGUUCUUGAUAACCAUUUGACGAAUAAUUUGAUUUUCGGGUCAUUUGGGUGAGAAUAUGUAAGGUAUGGUGUCAGCUGCAUUGAUGAGGAUUGUGUCACCCUGUUGGAAACCUUCUGUUGAGGGUGAAAAUUCCAGUGAGCGUGGUGAUGUGAGUGGUCGGGUUGAUGGUUUGUUGUGGUACAAGGAUUCAGGACGGCAUGUGAAUGGAGAAUUUUCAAUGGCAGUAAUUCAAGCAAACAAUCUGUUGGAAGAUCAUAGCCAACUUGAAUCAGGGUCAAUGGGUUCGCUUGAAUCCGGUCCUCUCGGAACAUUCGUUGGAAUUUAUGAUGGGCAUGGAGGCCCUGAAGCUGCCCGUUUUAUAUAUGAUCGCCUGUUUGACAAUAUCAAGACUAUUCGUGCUGCAGAGUUCACAUCAGAGAAUCAGGGAAUGUCAGCUGAUGUUAUCAACAAAGCAUUCCUGGCAACUGAAGAGGAGUUCCUUACUCUAGUAAAGAGGCAGUGGCUGAGUAAGCCACAAAUUGCUUCUGUUGGUUCAUGUUGUUUGGUAGGCAUAAUAUGUAGCGGACUGCUUUACAUUGCAAACGCAGGAGAUUCUCGGGUGGUGUUAGGAAGACAGGAGAAGGCUCUUAAAGUGAUUAAAGCUGUUCAGUUAUCAUAUGAGCACAAUGCAAGUGUGGAAUCUGUGAGGGAGGAAUUGCGAUCGCUGCAUCCCGAUGAUCCACAGAUUGUUGUUUUAAGACACAAAGUGUGGCGUGUGAAGGGUCUGAUACAGGUUUCAAGAUCAAUAGGCGAUGCUUAUUUGAAGAAGGCAGAGUUCAAUAGAGAACCUUUAUUGUCGAAGUUUAGACUGCCAGAACCCUUCCACAAGCCAAUCCUUAAAGCCGAGCCAACAAUAUCUGUGCAGAAACUCUGUUCUGAAGAUCAAUUUCUUAUAUUUGCAUCAGAUGGCUUAUGGGAGCACCUAAGCAAUCAGGAGGCAGUUGACAUUGUCCAGAGCUGUCCACGUAAUGGCAUAGCAAGAAAACUUGUUAAAACUGCACUUUGUGAUGCAGCCAAAAAAAGAGAAAUGAGAUACUCAGACUUGAAAAAGAUUGAUCGAGGGGUGCGGAGACAUUUUCAUGAUGAUAUCACAGUUAUAGUUUUGUUUCUUGAUUCCCAUCUGAUCAGUCGCAGCUCCUGGCAUGGACCCCUACUUUCAAUCAGAGGAGGUGGCGAUAACUUUGCCAACACCUAGUUGAAGAGGUUCUGAAUAUCUAUCCUUGGACCCUAUUUUCUACACUUGUAUUGAGAAACAACAUUAUUUUUUCUUUUUCCUUUAAAGAGAGAAGUUGAAGAAAUGUCUUCUUUAUUUUUUUAUUUUUUUCGCCAAUGUGUAGUGAUCCUUCUUGGAAACAUUUUUCCCAUAAUGUUCUGUAGGAAUUAUCUGGUGAUUGACUCAUGUAAGAAAGCUACCACUUAACAAUAGCUACAGUUUUCCAUUAUAACAGGAAUGCGAGACUCAAGCAUGUUGAUAAUGUUCA
This is a messenger RNA of Juglans regia (Persian walnut), 2077 nucleotides long. Its product is annotated as probable protein phosphatase 2C 38. Bases 622 to 1791 code for a protein of 389 amino acids. Gene Ontology annotation, biological process: protein dephosphorylation. The transcript is spliced from 6 exons. Gene Ontology annotation, molecular function: cation binding; protein serine/threonine phosphatase activity. The record is from RefSeq and is a predicted model, not a curated record. NCBI's taxonomy places the organism in Eukaryota, Viridiplantae, Streptophyta, Magnoliopsida, Fagales, Juglandaceae.